This is a messenger RNA of Musa acuminata AAA Group (dessert banana), 5166 nucleotides long. RefSeq lists its product as uncharacterized. Gene Ontology annotation, biological process: cytochrome complex assembly. The coding region runs from base 3888 to 5138 and encodes 416 amino acids. The transcript has a single exon. The record is from RefSeq and is a predicted model, not a curated record. Lineage: Eukaryota; Viridiplantae; Streptophyta; Magnoliopsida; Zingiberales; Musaceae.
GAAAGGCAGACUAACAGGUGAACUGGGGAAUGGAGGGCUUUAGUUUCAUAACUAUCUAGGUGGGUUGGCGAUAGGGAGGUCAAUUCUGCACUUCCAAAAUGAGUUAGUUCAAUUAAGAACUUCAAUACCAGAAGAUAGGCCCUUAUAGUCAGUUUACCCCGAGUUGAAUCCUUAUUUGUUGGGACUUGAAGGAAGACCUGAUUGAGAGCUGCUUGGCGCCUUUGUUACUGUUGCUCCACUACUUAUAUUGUAGCGGACUACUUAUUAGAUUAGGUCCUCGUAGACUACUUACAGAGCUUAUUUCGUAGACUACUUACAGAGCUUAUUAGGUCUAAACCCUAACUCUUCUUGAUUGAAAUGAAGAAAAUCAUAUUUAUUGAGAAUGACCCGCCUCCGCCUCCGCAAGUGCAACAUCUGUUUCUUAAUACUGAUAUCGCUGAAGAUCUUGUAUCUAAUCAGGCAUCUCAUCUUUUAUCUCUUAGAACUCGCAAGUCCAAUUCUUAUACUACAUUGGUUAGGUUAAGAGCUGAGGGGUAGUUACUCUCUCUUUAGGAGCUGUCUAAGACCGAAGAGCAAUCCAUGUUAUUACCAAGUCAGACAAGCGUAUACUAGAAUGCGGGCCAAGUAGAAAAAGUAAGGGUGAAUACUGAUACUGAGAAUGACUAUACCUCUGGCAACUAUUAACUGAAUGAAACUGAUGGAAUUCUUGAUGGCAACUAUUCACUGAAUGAGGAACUAUUAACUGAAUUCGGUAUACCUCUCCUCUAAUGCGCUAGAUCUAUCCCACCUAGUAGUUACGGAAUGACCUAGUGUCUUCUUAAAGCAGAAUUCCCCUCAUUAGUCUAAGGCUAGAGGUGGAAACAAAGAUGAACCUCAUCAGUAUAAGAAUCAAACUAUCAACUAGGAAUUGUACUCUGUAGUCAAAGAACAAAUCCCGAGCAUAGGCCUUCCGCUCCCCGAUCUACAUCUGUAUUGUGUCCUCUUGAGUUGAAGCCUGCAACUACUUUAUCUCCUUCUGAAACUCCUGUCUUCCAUUCCUAUGUGUGGGGUUCAGUCCGCUACUCGUUAGCCUCGCCCCGCAACUCCUUUAUCUCAUUCUUAGAUACUGACACCAUAAGACUUGUUGGGGUAGUAUUUGUAAGAGGCUCGCACAUCUAGUAAUAGACUCAUAUUUGUAGUGGAAUGAGUUAAAGCAUCAAGUAGAAGACCUAAGCUGACAAACGGAAGAACUAAACCCUGUAGUAAGAGCCUGAAUACCUCCUCGAACAUUGCAUACUUAUUGCCUUGCCUUGUAGUCUUCCACUCAUUGAUUUAGUGCUUCCGCUCCUUACCCCAAAUCUUGAUACCUAACGAUAUAAGUCUCACUUUCCUUACUCCUACUUUCUGGUUUUUAGUAUUCCUUUCCUUGCUUUUAGUCUUACAACCUAUAACUUCAUUCUGACUAUCUUUGCUUUUAGUCUUAGAUGGCUAAGCUAGGCUUAGAGUUGUUGUAAGUAGUAGUCAGGAUUGCACUAAUAAGUCAAAAACUAUGCCUCGAAAUACAGAAUGAAGGGGGGAAGGGCGUAGGUUGGAGUCUAGGUGAGAGUUGAAGUAGCACUCAUUAGUAUAAGAAUGAAGAAGCUCCCCCGCCUGCCAGCGCUCUAAAGUAGUAAAUACAGAAUUCAACAAAGUCGUAAAAGAGUGCGUAGUGAAAAGAACGGAUCAGAACAGGACUCAGUAGUAUCGGAAUGACUAGCAAGUGGGUAAGUAGGUAAGUUCGAAUUAAAGAAAGAAGUCGGAAUGAAACUCUAAAGUAGGCGCACGGGCAAGUCAGAAUGAACUUAGUGGAAAGUGGUGGGAUCAUAUAUUAGAAGAGUUUAAGCCCAUCUACUUCCUGACUUAUAGUAAGCUAAGCUAGCAGAUCAGAGAUGCGAACCCUUAGUGCCAGCUCUUGUCACAGCCACCAUCCAAUAUCCUUCUUUCUUUCUCUCCUUGAAACAACUAUAUCUUCUCUUCUCUCCUUUCUUAUGGUUUCUCUUCUCUCCUUUCUUGAAACAACUAUAUCUUCUUUCCUUUCUACUAGUUUCUCUUCUCUCCUUGAAACAACUAUAUCUUCUAUUCUCUUCUUUCCUUUCUACUACUAUAUCUUCUCUCCUUUCCACUACAAUAUCUUCUCUUCUCUUCUCUCCUUUCUUUUCUCUAUAGUGGGUGAGGUUUCUAUUUCCAUAAUGAUCUCGCCUUAAUUACUAUAAGGUUCCGGACAAGGACUGCUUCUAACUGAGGGUCUCUAGAUCGGCUUUAGUCUUGAUUGUUCCCUUCCCUUUGACAGCUGACUCACUGCUUCCUCUAAUAACUUAAUGUUUCCUUUCUUUUACCUAUGCCAUGAUGCUCAUAGGCAGCUUAUCUCUAAUUGGAUUUCCUUUUUCCACUAUUUGGGAGUUUCGUUUUAGUCGAAGCACAAGAGUGAGAGCUGUUCAAUUUCGAAAAGGGAUUUGAGCUCUGAACUUGGAAUUUAUGGUUCUCCGACUUCCUUCCUCCUUGCAAUAGCCAAUGAAUGGGUCUCGGCCAAGGAACUGCCCCUCAAUCCUUCCCCAAGUGGGUGUUUGAUUGAAUAUAGCUUUACCGAACUUCCAUACACCGAUGGAUUGUAUGCUUGCAGUUCGAAACUUUGCCUCUGAAUCUCCUCUCUGGUUUGAACCAAUCAGUGAGCUUUGCGAGUUGCCGGAAAGACACAAUCAGAGGAGCUCUCAUGCGUGGACCAGCAGUGUGUCCUGUCCUCUUAGUUGGAAGAUGAGUACACAUCUGGGAAUCCGCCCACGAGAGCCCAACCACAGUAGGCUCAUACAGGAAGCAAUCACAGUCCAUAGCCCCAUAUCGAGACCACAGCCUAUUAUUCCACAAUGGAUCCAAACUCAUCGUCCAAUCUUAGAAAUCCACUAUAUUAAUAAGAAUCCAAUUCUCCUUUCGAUGGCCAUUCACGGUCCGCGAAGAAGAGAAACCACUCGUGCCCGAGAUCACUAUCCAAUAAAAAACCUGACUUCCAAGAUCUAUCUAUCUCAUUCCCCUUGGAGAAUGUAACGUAUAAGAGUUUCGCUCCAGAAUUGAUGUGUAUUCGAAUCAUAGGAGCUGGUAAUCAUCGAUAGGCUCAUAUAGGUUACGUUAUUGUUGCUGUAAUCAAGGAAGCUGUGCCAAAUAUGCCACUAUCAAGAUCGAUCGGAAGUCAUUCGAGCUGUAAUUGGUAGUAAAUGUAAGGAACUCAAAUGUGACAACGGUAUGAUACUACUUUUACAAUGCAGUGGUUGUCAUUGAUCAAGAAGGCAGGAAGGAACUCUAGUUAUUGGUGCAGGAAUUGAUACAGUUUCAUUUGACUAACAUUAGCUCCAUCGGUAUUCUAAAGUAGUAGAGCCUAUGAUUCGGUAUUCUAAAGUAGUAAGUAUAGCCGGCGCCUAUAAUAUGGUAGUCGUAGGAUAUCUGAAUAUGGAUCUCAAUUAGCUAUGAUAUAUAAUUAGCUAUGAUAUAUAGUAUGAUCUCAGAAUAUGGAUCAAUUAGUGUAUUCUGUCUCACGUGGAUACUUUCAUUUCUAUUGUGAUCAUUCAUAAUCUAUCUAUCUAUCUAUAUCCGUAUAUAUCCUUAGUAUCAGUAUAUAUCCUUAGAAUCAAUAGAAUUUCUCUAUCGAAUUGCAUAUUCUAUAUAGGGUCUCAUAGCAUUUACUAAUAUAACAGAAACCAUAGUAAGUCCGGGUUUUCAUAGCAUUUCUUACCAACCAACUCUUACAGAAAACAUUGUUUCAUUAGUUCUACGAGAAGGUUUUAUUGAAAACAUUAGGAAACAUAGGAAAAGUCCAAACUCAAUCUAUCUGGGUUUCAACGCAGCUCCUGGUGUUCGAACUAGUCAUUAAUGGUCGGCAAAUGGGUACUCCUUUCGGUAUGUGUUGUUCACACUUUCUUUUUCUCUGGGGAGAAGCUCCAAUCUUACGGAUAGAGUAUAUGGUCCAACUACAGAACUUCUUCUUUUUCAUUACUUCCAUGGUCGUGCCUCGUGGCACGGCAGCACCCGUACUAUUUCAAUGGUUCGUCAGUAGAGAUGUUCUCACUGGUGCCCCUUCUUCCAAUGGUACUAUAAUUCCUAUUCCUAUCUCUUCAUUCCUUUUUAUGGUCUAUCUACAUUCCAGGAAAUUCAUACGCUCCAUGGACAGAGCUCAAAGUGGAGUGUUGGUCAGAGCAAGCUGCCCUAUUCUAUUACCAGACAUAAUUGGGAGAAGCUCAUCCGCAAGAAAUGCUGUAUUUCGUAUCGUUCCCGUUCUGCAUUUCCUUCUUAUCGAAUCCAUAGGGGACUUGUCAUAUUUCUCAUCUUUCUGCGGUCUGCUCAGUUGUCAAUUCUUUCUAUCUCUCUUCUCUAUACCACGUGAUAAGUCUGCGAAGCGUGAGCGGGCGCUGCCGCGUCAGCGGACAACUAUUAACAGCCUAGCAACUCCUUUAGCACAACAAGAAGCUCCCUGCCGCGUAACUAAGUUACUUGCCUGCUUGUCUGCUUGUCCGGUAACAACUGACGAACAACUAAGUAAGACGUUGUUUGUCGACUUGCCUAUAAACUCACUGCCGUUUAACUCAGGCUCCUACCGCUUUUCCGCUCGCUACCGUUUUAGCUCAGGCUCCUACCGCGGCACGUUAGUAGCAAAACAGUACUGCCGCCUUCCCGCUCGCUACCGUUUUAGCUCAGGCUCCUACCGCGGCACGUUAGUAGUGCCUUGGUCAUUAGUAGUUGCUUGCUCGUUAGCAGUUCCUUGGCGGUCAUUAGUAGUUGCUUGGUCGAACAAAGGAAUUGUUAUAACAAGUUAUAACCCACUACUGUUGCUGCCGCACAACGGCUUGCUUAGCCUAAACUCACUGCCGCGGAACAUUAUACGUUCCUUGGCCCGUUACUUGGCGUCUAUCCGUUACUUGGCCAGGCUUGAAGCUCUCGCCUUACCAACGAGCCGACUGCUGAUGACUGUUGGUCACGACUACUACCAAAAAGUGCAGAUGAAUCUUCCUAUCUCACAUGGAGGAGUCUGCAUCUUUCUUUUGGGUGUUUUUCUGUCGUGCGACCCGGUGGCUUAUGUGCGACCUGUGGCCCACGCCUCCUAUUUAUUUGUUCCGGGUGGGCGGCGUGAACUCUGAUUCGAUCCGGGUAUUCAAUCCCGCCGCU